Gambusia affinis (western mosquitofish) is the source of this 1642-nucleotide messenger RNA. RefSeq names its product major histocompatibility complex class I-related gene protein-like. NCBI's taxonomy places the organism in Eukaryota, Metazoa, Chordata, Actinopteri, Cyprinodontiformes, Poeciliidae. Gene Ontology annotation, biological process: immune response. Gene Ontology annotation, cellular component: external side of plasma membrane. The record is from RefSeq and is a predicted model, not a curated record.
AUGGGUUCACUCAAGGUUAGUAUUUAACCAUAACUUCCUCAUUUCAUCAUCGCAGGACAGGAAUGGUUGCUAAGGUGACAAACCGGCUUCACAACAAAAGUUUAGUGACUGGCAGACCGAAGUCCUAAAAAUGAAAGUAAAGCUCUGUCGGUGCUUGGUGGUGAGAGGCCGUCUUUCAAGAAAGCAGCUGUUCUUUGUUGUGAGGAAGCCAUAAAAACAGGACCGGAUCAUUUGAAAUGAUGCACCAGAUGUGGUGCUGAUGCUCAUCAGUUUGGAUAAUUUAUACAACCAGGUUUCAUCGCUUUUCUUUCUGAUUGUUUCACAUUUUCUAUUUUACAAAGCAAGAAUUCUCAAAAGAUCAUUCUUUUGCUUUUAGAUAAACAGUUUCUGAUGAAAAGUAAAAGAUUUCAGUCCUAACAUCACCACUUAUCUUGUGUGUGACAACAUGAGGAUGAUAUUUUUUCUGCUGUUAUGUGGUGUUUCAUCAGCAGAAAAACAUUCGCUGACAGUUUUGGUUACUGCCUCUUCUGGACUCCCUCAUUUUCCAGACUUUGUAACCACAACACAGGUGGAUAAGCUGCCAACAAGUUACUGUGACAGCAACAAAAAUAUUAGAGCAAACCCAAAAUAUGGACAAAAACUAAUGAACAUUGAGUCACAGAUUGCUGAUUGGUACAUUGAACAGUGUUUUGAAAUAAUGCCUGAUUAUCUCAAGGUUAAGAUGGGAAUAUUAAUGGACCUGAACCAAAGUGAAGCUGUUCACAUUUUACAGGUUAUUAUUGGCUGUGAAUGGGAGGAAAAAACAAAAGAAACCACCUCGUUUUUACAGUUUGGAUAUAAUGGAGCAGACUUCAUCAAAUUUGACCCAAAGAAGUUGACAUGGAUUCCUCAAACUCCCCAGGCUGUCAGCGUCAAACCAAAAUGGGAAGCUGAUGAAUCUACAUACCAUUUGAAACGUAACAAGGACUUCUUAAAUCAAAUAUGCCCUGAUUGGCUGAAGAAAUAUAUGGCCAAUAACGAAGGCCCCCUGCAGAGCACAGUUCUUCCCUCAGUGUUUGUCCUCCAGAAGUCUCCUGACUCUCCAGUCAGCUGCUCUGCUACUGGUUUCUAUCCCAACAAAGCUGUGAUGUUCUGGAGGAAGGAUGGAGAGAAGAUUCAGGACGGUGUGGACGAAACAGAGAUCCUCUGUAACCAGGAUAACACCUUCCAGAUGAGAGCAGACAUUAAUGUUUCAUCUGUGAACCCUGAAGAUUGGGAAAGUGAGUGUGUGUUUCAUUUGGUGGAUGUCAAGGAUGAUGUUGUCAGCAGACUGGAGAAAGAAAAGAUCCAAACCAACUGGGGAAAGACACAGAAACAUAAUGAUGAGGAAAAGCCCAUUGGCAUUAUAAUUGGGAUCACUGCUGCAGUGGUUUUUCUUGUUAUAAUUGUUGCUGCUGUUGGAUUUACAGUCAUCAAAAAUGGGAAAGCUCUCAUCAACGGUAUUGAAUUGUCUGAGAGACUCAAUCAAGAAACCAGACUGAAGUCAAAUCUGGACUCUAACAGUUAAAACAAGUUCAGAGCAGAAGAAAAUAUUCAGUUCAAUAAAUUUGAUUGUAUGGAGCAUUUUGAGUUCUUCAUAGCAAGUCUGUAAAGAUGUAUUAAA